Molecule: messenger RNA, 393 nt
Organism: Diabrotica balteata
Lineage: Eukaryota; Metazoa; Arthropoda; Insecta; Coleoptera; Chrysomelidae
Source: the annotation of a GenBank genome assembly
AUGAUAGAUAUAGAACAGAAAAUAGAGUUGCAGAAAUGUAACUUAGAAGUCAAAAUGAACGAAGACAGGAGAAACACAGAAAAAAUAUUGGACGAUAUGCAACAAAAUAUCCAAAUACAUAGUAAUCAAAUAAGAAAUGUGGAACAAAGAAUAGAUGAUAUUUCACACAUGAGAGACAUAGGGAGACCUUACUUAAAUUUAACAAAUGACACUGGGAUUAAAUUCUCUGGUAAUAUCAAAAAUUUGCAUCCUAGAGUUUACAUAAAUAGUUUAAAACAUAAAUUAAGAUUAGUGAAUAAUAUUAAUGAUAUUAAAGAUUAUAUUAGAAUGACAUUAAGUGAUAAUGCGGCAACUUGGUUUGCCGGUGUUGAGAAUGAUUUGGACAAUUUUUAA